This is a messenger RNA of Gastrolobium bilobum, 1272 nucleotides long. RefSeq lists its product as uncharacterized. The record is from RefSeq and is a predicted model, not a curated record. Bases 185 to 1006 code for a protein of 273 amino acids. The transcript has 7 exons. NCBI's taxonomy places the organism in Eukaryota, Viridiplantae, Streptophyta, Magnoliopsida, Fabales, Fabaceae.
CCCUUCAAUCCCCGUUUCGUUUCGUUUCUCUGAUUCUGAUUCUUCUCUAUAAAAUAUAUUUUUCUCUUUACCAAACCCAACCCUCUAACUCACUUUGCCUCUAUUGCUAUUUCUAUUUGCUGGAUGAGUUAUUCCUAAGCUUACCCUCCCCAACAGGGAACAAUAAUAAUAUCAUGGUUCAAAGAUGCUACCGGCGUAUGCUCCCAGAGCUAUUCUAAAGUCUCAUUUAUAUCAAGAUUCAGCUUCUGUCCGUCAAACAUAUACCAAUAAUGUUAAUUUCGUGAAUUGUAAUCCUUCUUUUCCUAAACCUUUUGGUAGUCCUUGUAGUAACUUAUUUCAUAGUUCCUCCUUCUCUGCCUCUGGGAUAUAUGAUAAGCACCAUCUAUUCCAUCAUGUUGCAACACAUAAAUGGCUGCAGUGUGGGUCACGUGAUUCCAUUUCAUCAGAGGAUGAGUAUCGUUCUUCACGUAACAUAGCCAUCAGCUUGUUUAGGCGAUACAGGAAUUUCAUUGAUCGUGGUGGCGCUGACAAUCUAAAAGAGUUCAUCACUGCUGGGGUAAAUGCAUAUGCACUUGGAUGCACUGAUGAAGGAUUGAGGAAAGAACUUGCUGAUAUGAAGGACUCUGGUUUUGAAAUUGAAGCAAUGAAAAGUUAUGGUGGAAGCACAAGCUUGAAAUCUAACAUAAUCUCAGAGGAGGUUGACGAGUGCAUUCUCUGGUUAAGCAUUAUAUUCAUCACCAUCUUGUGUACACCCCAACCAACUAUUGUUAGAUGGUCAUCUACACCUCCGGUGUCAGAUGAAGUGAGACUUCAGUGGAAAGGCUUUUGUGCUCUGAUAGCAAAUGCAUAUUAUAUGAAGGGAAUGGCUUGGCUUCCUGUGAAGACUCUUCAACUAGAGCAAACGGCUGUGAUGGGUCAAGCUGAGAAACCGUCAGUUGUUGCUAGCCGGAUGCGUUUAAUCUUUAGCACACUCGAGGUAGUGAGUCCACAGUGGCCGAGAGUAUAGAGCGUGAGAUCAAGUUAAAUCCGUUUCCCAACAACUCCUCCCCACGUUCAGUUGAAUUCCAUAUUUGCUAACGAGGAUGGCAACACCGUGCCAUUUAGGAGAUUAAAAAGGAAAGCAAAGAAAAAACUAAAUAGCAUGGAGUCUUCUUAUGUUAAAUACGUUGACAUGGAUUUAUAUUUUGUACAUUUUAUUAGGCGUCACAUUAUAUAUAACGUCCUUAUUUAUUCGCUUGCCUCAUGUAUAACAUAAAAUUGGAGGAAAAUUAA